GCGGCGGCGGCGGCGGGACGCGGGGCCGGCAUGGGCGAGCCGGGGCUGGAGCUGGCGUCUAUGAUCCCGGCCCUGCGGGAGCUGGGCAGUGCCAGUCCAGAAGAAUAUAACACAGUUGUACAGAAACCAAGACAAAUUCUAUGCCAGUUCAUUGACAGAAUACUUACAGAUGUAAAUGUUGUGGCUCUGGAGCUUGUGAAGAAAAUGGACUCGCAGCCAACCUCCGUGAUGCUGCUUGAUUUCAUCCAGCACAUCAUGAAGUCCUCCCCGCUGAUGUUUGUGAGUGUGAACGGGAGCUGUGGGCAGAACGAGGCCAGAAGCAGUUGUAUCGAGUUCAGUAACUGGAUCAUAACAAGACUCCUGCGGAUCGCAGCUACUCCAUCUUGCCAUCUGUUACACAAGAAAAUCUGCGAAGUCAUUUGCUCGUUAUUGUUUCUUUUUAAAAGCAAGAAUCCUGCUAUUUUUGGAGUACUGACAAAGGAACUGUUACAUCUCUUUGAAGACUUGAUUUCUGUCCACAGAAGACAGGCAGUGGGACAGUUGGUGGAGUGGCCCGUGGUGGUCAGCCGGUUUCCGAGUCAGGUGGACGAGCACGUGGGCUGCCUGCAGCCAGCUCCCCUGCAGCUCGCGAAUGCGCAAAACUUAGAAUUGGUUGAAGCCACCUUGUUGGCCGUUCUUACUCGCAUCGUUGCCAUCGUGUUCUUCAGAAGGCAGGAGCUUCUGCUCUGGCGGAUCGGCUGCGAUCUGCUGGAGCUCGGCGGCCCGAAGAUCAAACCCUUAGCCGUGCGCCUGCUCACGGAGCUCUUCCAGCUCGGCGGCCUUCCGGCACAGCCCGCCAGCACCUUUUUCAGCUCCUUUUUGGAACUGUUGAGACGCCUCGUGGAAAUGGACGCCGACCAUUUGAAGCUCUAUGAAGAGCCGGUCGCCACGCUGAUCAAGAGAAUGUUUCCCUUUGAAGCGGGGGCGUACCAGAGCCUCGAGCCCGUCUACUUGAACAUGCUGCUGGACACGCUCCGGGUCCUGCUGGAGGGCGGGCUGCUCCUGCGGCUGCAGUCCGGCCCGCUGAGAGCCGCCCUGGGCCACCUGCUGCAGUACUUCCUCAAGUACGUGCCGGCCGGCUAUGAGUCUGCGCCGCCCGUCAGGAAGGGCGCCGUGAGCAGCAUCUGCAGAGCCCUGGUGGACACGCUGGGCGUUCAGGAGGACACAGAGUAUUUGUUAGGCCCGCUUUACUCAGCCUUAAGAAUGGAAAGUUCGGAAAUCGUCGAGGAGGUCCAGAGCCAAACUCAGCAGGAAGGCCAUGGCAGCAACGGCACCGAGCUGUUGCCCAAGAGGCGCCGACUCAGCUCGUCUCUCGGCUCUUUCCAGAAGGUUCCGGGACAGACUGAAGAAGUUCGCUCCGUGGACAUGAGCAAAAAGAGCACGUUAUGGGGCGCGCUGAGACGGAAGGCGGAGCUGCUGCAGGCGGCCCUGGAGAGCAGCGGCCCGCAGGCGUCUCUCCCGCAGGCCCUGGGCGGGCUCACCGGCGCCCUGCAGCUGGCCGCCCUCUGCACUGCCCACGCUGCCCAGCCAGGCCCCGACGGCCACAAUUUCAAGGACUUUGAACAGAAGAAGCCGCCACCUAUAGUCGUGACUUGGAUGCCUCUGGAGUUUUAUACGAAAGUGCUGAAGAGUUGCAGGAAUUUAUUAGAAACGGUUCAGAAACCUGACUUGGAGGCAGUCAUUGAUAAAGUGGUGAAGAUAUGUGAUGCUUUGAUUUAUAUUCAAGUGAGAAGCUCGUUUGCAGACCACGUCCUGGAGGAUCUGUGCGGCCUGCUGUCGCUCCCGUGGAUCGAGUCCCACCCCGACGACGGCGCUUUGAAGUCGGCCGCGUUUGCCGCGCAGCUGCUCCCGCUGAGCCAGCGGGUCGCGGGCAGCUACUCCCCGCAGGCCGAGUCGCACUGUGUGUUUCUCCUGACCCUGUUCCCGAGGAGAAUCUUCCUGGAGUGGAGAACAGCCGUCUACUGCCGGGCCUUGCAAAGCCCCCAUGAGGUCACCCGGGCGAGCUGUGUCCGCGGGUUCUUCAUCUUGCUGCAGCAGCAGAAUUCUUGUAACAGAAUUCCCAAGGUUCUUAUAGAUAAAGUUAAAGAUGAUUCUGACAUUGUCAAGAGAGAAUUUGCCUCUAUACUCGGUCAGCUUGUCUGUAUACUUCAUGGGAUGUUUUAUUUGACAAGUUCUUCAACAGAACCCAAUUCUGAACAAGGACAUAACGAUCUUUUCUGCAAGAGCCUAAAAGUCACAUCUCAACAUGAAUGUUCGUCUUCUCAAUUAAAAGUAUCUCUCUGCAAGCCAUUUCUUUUUCUGCUGAAAAAAAACACACCCAGUGCCGUGAAACUUGCUUUCAUAGAUAAUUUGAGUCAUCUUUGUAAGCAUCUUGAUUUUAGAGAAGAUGAAUCAGAUGUAAAGAUGGUACUUGGAACUUUAUUAAAUUUAAUGGAAGAUCCAGACAAAGAUGUUAGAGUGGCUUUUAGUGGGAAUAUCAAGCAUAUAUUGGAGUCACUGGACUCAGAAGAUGGAUUUAUAAAAGAGCUUUUUGUGUUAAGAAUGAAGGAGGCAUAUACACAUGCUCAAAUUUCAAGAAACAAUGAGUUGAAGGAUACUUUGAUUUUUACAACAGGGGAUAUUGGAAGGGCAGCCAAAGGAGAUCUGGUUCCCUUCGCACUCUUGCACUUGUUACACUGUUUACUGUCCAAGUCAGCGUCUGUCUCUGGAGCAGCAUACACGGAGAUCAGAGCUCUGGUUGCAGCUAAAAGUGUGAAAUUGCAAAACUUUUUCAGUCAGUAUAAGAAGCCCAUCUGCCAGUUCUUGGUGGAGUCCCUGCACUCCAGCCAGAUGACAGCCCUCCCCGCCGGCCGGUGCCAGAGCGCCGAGAUGCGGAAGCAGCAGGUGACUCACCAGCGGGAAGUGGCCCUGAACACCCUGUCUGAAAUCGCCAACGUUUUUGACUUUCCUGAUCUGAAUCGCUUCCUUACCAGGACGCUCCAGGUGCUGCUCCCGGACCUCGCCGCCAAAGCCAGCCCUGCCGCUUCCGCCCUCAUCCGAACCCUCGGAAAACAAUUGAAUGUCAACCGGAGAGAAAUUUUAAUCAAUAACUUCAAAUACAUUUUCUCUCACUUGGUCUGUUCGUGUUCCAAGGAUGAAUUAGAACGUGCCCUUCACUAUCUCAAGAAUGAAACAGAAAUUGAGCUGGGGAGCCUCCUGAGGCAGGAUUUCCAGGGGCUGCAUAAUGAGCUGUUGCUGCGGAUUGGAGAACAUUAUCAGCAGGUUUUCAACGGGUUGUCAAUACUGGCCUCAUUCGCGUCUAGCGAUGACCCGUACCAGGGCCCCAGAGAGAUCACAUCCUCUGAACUAAUGGCUGAUUAUUUGCAACCCAAGUUGUUGGGCAUUUUGGCUUUUUUUAACAUGCAGUUACUGAGUUCCAGUGUUGGCAUCGAAGAUAAGAAAAUGGCCCUGAACAGUUUGGUGUCGCUGAUGAAGCUCAUGGGCCCCAGGCACGUCAGCUCUGUGCGGGUGAAGAUGAUGACCACGCUGAGGACUGGCCUCAGGUUCAAGGACGACUUUCCCGAGCUGUGCUGCAGAGCUUGGGACUGCUUUGUUCGCUGCCUGGACCACGCGCACCUGGGCUCCCUGCUCAGCCACGUCAUAGUGGCCUUGCUGCCUCUCAUCCACAUCCAGCCCCAGGAGACCGCGGCCAUCUUCCACUACCUCAUCAUCGAGAACAGGGAUGCUGUGCAAGAUUUUCUUCAUGAAAUAUAUUUUUUACCUGAUCAUCCAGAAUUGAAAAAAAUUAAAGCAGUUCUACAGGAAUACAGAAAGGAGACUUCUGAGACCGCUGAUCUUCAGACGACGCUCCAGCUGUCCAUGCGGGCGGUGCAGCACGAGAACGUGGAUGUCCGGAUUCACGCUCUAACCAGCCUGAAGGAAACUCUGUAUAAGAACCAGGAAAAACUGAUCAAAUAUGCAACGGACAGUGAAACGGUGGAACCUGUGAUCUCCCAGCUGGUGACGGUGCUUCUGAAGGGCUGCCAAGACGCCAACUCUCAGGCCCGGCUGCUGUGCGGGGAGUGUUUGGGGGAGCUGGGGGCCAUAGACCCCGGCCGCCUUGAUUUCUCCACAGCUGAAACCCAAGGGAAAGAUUUCACAUUUGUGACUGGAGUGGAAGAUCCGAACUUCGCCUACGGGUUGCUGAUGGAGCUUACACGAGCUUACCUCGCGUACGCGGAUAACAGCCGGGCCCAGGAUUCAGCUGCAUAUGCCAUUCAGGAGUUGCUUUCUAUUUAUGGCUGUCGAGAAAUGCAGAGUGACGGCCCAGGUUACCAGCUGUGGAGAAGGUUUCCGGAGCAUGUGCGAGAAAUACUGGAGCCUCAUCUAAACACUAGGUAUAAGAGCUCUCAGAAGUCUACAGACUGGUCCGGAGUGAAGAAGCCCAUUUUCCUAAGUAAAUUAGGGAACCACUUUGCCGAGUGGUCGGCGUCGUGGGCAGGUUACCUCAUAACGAAGGUCCGGCAUGACCUCGCCAGUAAGAUCUUCACCUGCUGCAGCAUCAUGAUGAAGCAUGACUUCAAGGUGACCAUCUACCUCCUCCCGCACAUCCUCGUGUACGUGCUGCUGGGCUGCAGCCAGGAAGAUCAGCAGGAGGUUUAUGCAGAAAUGAUGGCAGUUCUCAAGCAUGACGACGAGCGUGCCCUGCCCGCGCAGGACAGCGCCUCGGACCUGUGCCAGCUCAGCACCCAGACUGUCUUCUCCAUGCUCGACCACCUCGCGCAGUGGGCCCGGCACAGAUGCCAGGCUCUCAAUGCCGAGAAGUUCCCACACAGUAAAUCCAACAGAGAUAAAGUGCACACGAUGGUGUCCACUGCAGACCACGCGGACUCGCAGAGUGUGACUCGCUUUCUGGACCUCAUCCCGCAGGACGCCCUGGCCGUGGCCUCCUUCCGCUCCAAGGCGUACACGCGAGCGGUGAUGCACUUUGAGUCGUUUAUCACAGAGAAGAAGCAAAAUAUUCAAGAGCACCUUGGAUUUUUACAGAAACUGUACGCUGCCAUGCACGAGCCAGACGGGGUGGCCGGAGUCAGCGCCAUUCGGAAGGCAGAGCCGUCUCUGAAGGAACAGAUCCUGGAACACGAAAGCAUCGGCUUACUGAGGGAUGCCACCGCGUGCUACGACAGGGCGAUCCAGCUCGAACCAGACCAGAUAGUCCAUUACCACGGUGUGGUGAAGUCCAUGCUCGGGCUUGGCCAGCUGUCCACGGUCAUCACGCAGGUGAACGGUGUGCACGCCAACAGGUCUGAAUGGACAGAUGAGUUAAACACGUACAGAGUGGAGGCAGCUUGGAAACUGUCACAGUGGGAUUUGGUGGAAAACUAUUUGGCAGCAGAUGGGAAGUCUACAUCAUGGAGUGUCAGACUGGGACAGCUGUUAUUAUCAGCCAAGAAGAGAGAUGCGGCAGCUUUCUAUGACACACUGAAAGUAGUGCGAGCUGAACAGAUUGUACCUCUGUCAGCUGCGAGCUUUGAGAGAGGCUCCUACCAAAGAGGAUACGAAUAUAUCGUGAGACUGCACAUGCUGUGCGAGUUGGAGCACAGCAUCAAGCCUCUCUUCCACCAGCCUCCCGGGGACGGUCUCCGGGAAGAGUCUCUGAACUGGGCGGCUCGGCUGGAGAUGACUCAGAAUUCCUACCGGGCCAAGGAGCCCAUCCUGGCUCUCCGAAGGGCUCUGCUAAGCCUCAGCAAAAGGCCCGACUUCAGCGGCCUGGUCGGCGAGUGCUGGCUGCAGAGUGCCAGGGUGGCGCGGAAGGCCGGCCACCACCAGACUGCCUACAACGCCCUCCUCAAUGCCGGAGACUCGCGGCUGGCCGAGCUGCACGUGGAGAGGGCCAAGUGGCUGUGGUCCAAGGGUGAUGUUCACCAGGCACUGAUUGUUCUUCAGAAGGGUGUUGAAUUGUGUUUUCCCGAAAACAAAACCCCAGCCGAGACGAAGAACAAGUUGAUCCAUGGCAGAGCCAUGUUACUCGUGGGCCGAUUUAUGGAAGAAACCGCAAACUUUGAAAGCAAUGCUGUUAUGAAAAAAUAUAAGGAUGUGACCUUGUUUCUGCCGGAGUGGGAGGACGGCCACUUCUACCUCGCCAAAUACUAUGACAAGCUCAUGCCCAUGGUCACCGACAACAAGAUGGAGAAGCAGGGUGACCUCAUCCGGUACAUCGUCCUGCAUUUCGGAAAAUCUCUCCAGUAUGGGAAUCAGUUCAUUUAUCAGUCGAUGCCACGAAUGUUAUCGCUAUGGCUUGAUUUUGGUGCCAAGGCUUACGAAUGGGAAAAAGCUGGCCGCUCUGACCGUGUGCAAAUGAGAAGCGACUUAGCGAGGAUAAACAAGGUCAUCACGGAGCACACGAACCACUUGGCCCCCUACCAGUUUCUUACUGCCUUUUCACAGUUGAUCUCCCGAAUUUGUCAUUCUCAUGAUGAGGUUUUUGUUGUCCUGAUGGAGAUCAUAGCGAAAGUGUUCCUGGCAUACCCUCAGCAGGCAAUGUGGAUGAUGACAGCUGUGUCCAAGUCGUCUUACCCUAUGCGUGUGAACAGAUGCAAAGAAAUCCUAAAUAAAGCGAUUCAAAUGAAAAAAACAUUGGAAAAGUUUGUUGGAGAUGCAACGCGCCUCACCGAUAAGCUUCUAGAAUUAUGCAAUAAACCGGUGGAUGGGAGUAGCUCCACCCUGAGCAUGGGCACUCACUUCAAGAUGCUCAAGCGGCUGGUGGAAGAUGCAGCGUUCAGCGAAGUCCUCAUCCCUCUGCAGUCAGUCAUGAUUCCCACCCUCCCUUCCAUCCCGGGUACCCACGCCAACCACGACCCGUUUCCUGGGCACUGGGCCUAUAUUUCAGGCUUCGAUGACACGGUGGAAAUUCUUGCCUCUCUUCAGAAACCAAAGAAGAUUUCCUUGAAAGGUUCUGAUGGGAAGUUCUACAUCAUGAUGUGUAAGCCAAAAGAUGACCUGAGAAAGGAUUGUAGAUUAAUGGAAUUCAAUUCCUUGAUAAAUAAGUGCUUACGGAAAGACGCAGAAUCCCGUCGCAGAGAACUUCAUAUCCGAACCUACGCCGUCAUCCCCCUGAACGAUGAGUGUGGGAUUAUCGAGUGGGUCAACAACACAGCUGGCCUGCGGCCUAUCCUGACCAAACUGUACAAGGAGAAAGGUGUUUAUAUGACAGGAAAAGAACUUCGCCAGUGUAUGUUACCAAAGGCUGCAGCUCUGUCUGAAAAACUCAAAGUAUUUCGAGAAUUUCUUCUGCCUCGGCAUCCUCCUGUUUUUCAUGAGUGGUUUUUGAGAACAUUCCCCGAUCCUACAUCAUGGUACAGCAGCAGGUCGGCGUACUGCCGAUCCACCGCAGUCAUGUCAAUGGUUGGUUACAUCCUGGGGCUCGGAGACCGUCACGGGGAGAACAUUCUCUUUGACUCUUUCACGGGGGAAUGUGUGCACGUGGAUUUCAACUGUCUCUUCAAUAAGGGAGAAACAUUUGAAGUUCCAGAAAUUGUUCCAUUUCGCUUGACACAUAAUAUGGUUAAUGGCAUGGGGCCGAUGGGCACAGAAGGUCUUUUUCGAAGAGCUUGUGAAGUUACAAUGAGGCUGAUGCGCGAUCAGAGAGAGCCUUUAAUGAGUGUCCUGAAGACUUUCCUGCACGAUCCCCUUGUGGAGUGGAGCAAACCCGUGAAAGGACAUUCCAAAGCCUCCCUCAAUGAGACUGGGGAAGUUGUCAAUGAAAAGGCCAAGACCCACGUUCUUGACAUCGAACAGAGACUGCAAGGUGUAAUCAAGACCCGAAACAGAGUGACCGGGCUGCCGCUGUCCAUUGAGGGACAUGUCCACUACCUGAUUCAGGAAGCCACUGACGAAAACCUGCUGUGCCAGAUGUACCUGGGCUGGACCCCGUAUAUGUGAAAUGGAGUCACUGCCAAGAAGGUUAAAUCGAAAGUGGGUGUAAGGAAUGUGUGGUUGUUACAUGUUCCGUUCCAAAGUACAGUAUGAGUAUGUUCUCAGAGCAAAUGCUAUUUAUGUCUUCAUUGUUAAUAUUUAAACUAAUAUAUGUCAUUAAAAAUAAACUGUUUUCUUAAUAUA
Sorex araneus (European shrew) is the source of this 8136-nucleotide messenger RNA. It is a transcript of the gene ATR, whose product is annotated as ATR serine/threonine kinase. The transcript is spliced from 47 exons. The coding region runs from base 31 to 7959 and encodes 2642 amino acids. Gene Ontology annotation, molecular function: protein binding; protein serine/threonine kinase activity. NCBI's taxonomy places the organism in Eukaryota, Metazoa, Chordata, Mammalia, Eulipotyphla, Soricidae. The record is from RefSeq and is a predicted model, not a curated record. Gene Ontology annotation, biological process: DNA damage checkpoint signaling; telomere maintenance; protein phosphorylation. Gene Ontology annotation, cellular component: nucleus.